Messenger RNA from Ornithorhynchus anatinus (platypus), 3357 nucleotides. RefSeq names its product ARVCF delta catenin family member (gene ARVCF). Bases 307 to 3189 code for a protein of 960 amino acids. Gene Ontology annotation, molecular function: cadherin binding. The record is from RefSeq and is a predicted model, not a curated record. NCBI's taxonomy places the organism in Eukaryota, Metazoa, Chordata, Mammalia, Monotremata, Ornithorhynchidae. The transcript has 21 exons. Gene Ontology annotation, biological process: cell-cell adhesion; cell-cell junction assembly. Gene Ontology annotation, cellular component: nucleus; plasma membrane; adherens junction.
GACCGCCCCUAGACCCCACCGCGCCCGGCCCCUGCAAGUGUCCCGGGGGGCUCCCGCCCCGGCCAUCGAGGGAGCAGCCGACCUCGCCCAGCCCCGAGGUGCCGGACCACCCUCCCCUGAGCAGAGCGCCGCGGGCCUCGCCGCCCGCCCCCGCGGGGAGCCUCCGGACAGCGCGUCCCUCCGCCUCGGCCUUCCAGCCGGCCCCGGCUCCGGCCUCGUCCGCCUCCGCGUCCACGUCCCCUGGUCCGAGCCGGAGAUGCGCCGGCCGGGCCUCUAGCCCUCGCCCCUCCUCGCUCCCGGUCGGCCAUGGAGAGCUACGAGGCCCGCUCGGCAGCCAGCAUCCUGGCCUCGGUGCGAGAGCAGGAGACGAGGUUCCUGCAGCUGAGCCGCGCCCUGGAGGAGGAGCGGCACCGCGCGGCCCCGGCCCUCCGGCCCACCGCCGCCAACGGCCGCCCGCCGCCCACCGCCUGGCAGCAGCUCGUCCUGCAGGAGCAGAGCCCCGGCGGCCAGACGUCCAUGGCCGCGAUGCAGGAGCCGCAGGAGACCGUGGAGGAGACGGUGACCGUGGAGGAGGACCCCGGGACGCCCACCUCGCACGUGUCCGUCGUCACGUCGGAGGACGGGACCACGCGGAGGACGGAGACCAAGGUGACUAAGAUGGUCAAGACGGUGACCACGCGGACGGUGCGCCAGGUGCCGGUGGGCCCGGACGGGCUGGCCCUGUUGGACGGCUGCCCCUCGCUGGGCGGCUGCACGGACUCCGUGGACCGGCGCUUCCCCAAGAACGGCGAGCGCUACCUCCCCGCUCAGCCCGCCUCCUCCUCCACGCUGGGCCGCGCCUUCCGCCCCGGCUACGGGGACGUCGGCUACGGGGACGCGGGCUACGGGGACGCGGGCUACGGCGAGGCCCCCGACGGGCCGCCCGACGCCUACGGCAGCCUCUCCCGCGGCCUCCGCUUCCGGCCCCGCUACGCCGCCUACGGCAACGGCCCCCGCCUGGAGGACGGCAGCUUCACGCUGCCCGGCCGGCGGGAGCCGGGGGGGCCGCGGCCCCAGGCCCCGGCGGCCGGCGGGCCGGACCCCGCGGGCCUGAACCGCUCGCAGCCGGAGCGCUUCCAGCCCGAGCCCUACGGCCUGGAGGAUGACAACCGCAGCCUGGCGGGCGCGGAGGACGAGACCUACGAUCUGGACGCCGACUACUCCACCGUCAGCCGCAGGCCGCCCGCCGACCGGGCCCGGGCGCACGGGCCCAGGGCGGACCCGAACGCGGCGUCGGAGGGGCAGCUCCCGUUCCUCGCCGGCGGCCCCGCGGCGCCCCUGGCCCAGCCGGAGCGGGGCAGCCUGGCCAGCGUGGAGCGGCCGGGCGAGCGCUCCCCGUCCCUGGACAGCGCCCGCAAGGACGCCCGCUGGCGCGACCCCGAGCUGCCCGAGGUCAUCGCCAUGCUGCGCCACCCGCUGGACCCGGUCAAGGCCAACGCGGCGGCCUACCUGCAGCACCUGUGCUACGAGAGCGAGGCCACCAAGCGGGACGUGCGGCGGCUGCAGGGCGUCCCGGCCCUGGUGGUCCUGCUGGGCCACCCCCGGGCCGAGGUCCACCGGCGGGCCUGCGGGGCCCUGCGCAACCUCAGCUUCGGCCGCGACGGCGGCAACAAGGCCGCCAUCCAGGCCUGCCGCGGCGUCCCCGCCCUCGUCCACCUGCUGCGGCGCACCGCCGACCCGGAGGUGCGCGAGCUCGUCACCGGCACGCUGUGGAACCUGUCGUCCUACGAGCCCCUCAAGAUGGAGAUCAUCACCCACGGCCUGCAGACCCUCACCGACGAGGUCAUCAUCCCCGACUCGGGCUGGGAGAGCGAGCCCAACGAGGACUCCAAGCCGCGAGAAGCCCGGUGGACCACCCUCUUCAAGAACACGUCCGGCUGCUUGAGGAACGUGAGCUCGGACGGGGCCGAGGCGCGCCGGAAGCUGCGGGAGUGCUCCGGUUUGGUGGACGCCCUGCUCCACGCCCUGCUGUCCGCCGUGGGCAAGAAGGACACGGACAACAAGUCGGUGGAGAACUCGGUCUGCAUCAUGCGCAACCUCUCGUACCACGUGCACAAAGAGGUCCCGGGAGCGGAGCGGUACCGGGAGCCCGAGGCCCGGCGCGCCGCCGCCGCCCAGAGGAAGAAGAAGGAAGACGUCAGCUGCUUCGGGGGCAAGAGAGCCAAAGAGGAGUGGUUCAGUAAAGGGAAGAAGCUGGCCGGGCCGGACCGCACCUUCGACACCCUCGACUCGCCCAAGCGCACGGAGGCCGCGAGAGGCUUCGAGCUCCUGUACCAGCCGGAGGUGGUGCGCCUCUACCUGGCCAUCCUCACCGGGUCCCGGAACCUCAACACCCUGGAGGCGGCCGCCGGCGCCCUGCAGAACCUCAGCGCCGGAAACUGGACGUGGUCCACGCGGAUCCGGGCGGCGGUGCGGAAGGAGAGGGGGCUGCCCGUGUUGGUGGAGCUCCUGCAGUCGGACUCGGACAAGGUGGUGCGGGCCGUGGCCAUCGCCCUCCGGAACCUCUCCUUGGACCAGAGCAACAAGGACCUCAUAGGCGUGUACGCCAUGCGGGAGCUGGUGAGGAACCUGGCGGCGCGGGAGCAGAGGCCGGCCAAGGCCCUGGAGGAGGACACGGUGGUGGCCGUGCUGAACGCCAUCCACGAGGCCGUCACCGACAGCGCCGAGAACGCCCGCACCCUGGUCCACACCCAGGGCGUCCAGAACCUGGUGGCCAUCAGCAAGACCAGCCCGUCACCGAGGGAGACCAAGGCGGCGGCCCACGUCCUGCAGGUGGUCUGGAGCUACAAGGAGCUGCGCGGCGCCCUGCUGAAGGACGGCUGGAACAAGUCCCAUUUCCAGUCGGCCCUGCCGAGCGCACCCGGGGGCCCCCGGGGCUCGGGCCAGGCGGCCUACGACGACAGCACUCUGCCUCUGGUGGACAAGAACCACGACGAGAGGGCCGCGGGCCGCGACGGGAUCCCCGUGGACGAGCUGGGCCCGGACGGCUACUCCACCAUCGACCACCGGGACAGGGGCCACAGAGCCAGAGCCGGGGCCCCCGCCGACGGCAAGGGGCCCCUAAAGAGCGAGCCCCCGGGCAGGGCCCCGGCCGUCGGCCCGCCGGACCCCCGGGACCCCCGGCCGCAGCCGGUGGACUCCUGGGUGUAGCCAGCCGGGCCGGGCUGAGCGUCCCGGCCCCCCGCGCCGCGUUUUCGGGGUGAAGAGGAGCGGGGGGGUCCCGGGACCCCGGCGUCCCCGAGGGGCUUCGACCGGGACCUCGGCCUUCCCGACGGACACUGCCGCCCCACCGCCCCGGCCCCCUCCCCGGGAUCGCCC